AUGGCUGAAAUGGUUGAAAAAUACAAUACAAAAUGUCCUGGUGUUAAACGCCUUAUGCGGGAAGCCUUGGAAUUAGCAGAAGCUACAGAUGAAUAUUGUGCAAGACCACUUGAAGAUAAUUUAUUUGAGUGGCAUUUUACUGUACGCGGUCCGAGGGGAACUGAUUUCGAAGGUGGUAUAUACCACGGUAGGAUAUUAUUGCCAAAAGAAUAUCCUAUGCAUCCUCCUCACAUUAUACUUUUAACGCCAAAUGGUAGAUUUGAAAUUAAUAAAAAAAUAUGUCUAUCAAUUUCUGGCCAUCAUCCAGAGACUUGGCAACCGUCCUGGUCAAUAAGGACAGCAUUGUUGGCUUUAAUUGCAUUUAUGCCUACACCUGCAGAAGGAACUAUUGGCUCUUUGGACUACACCCCAUCAGAACGAAAAAUUCUUGCAAAAAAAUCGACUACUUGGGUAUGCCCUCUCUGUGGUGAAAUAGAAAGUUUGUUGUCUUUAAUGGCUGCAAAGCCUCCAACAGAAGAAGAACAAUCAGUAUUAAACCAAAUAGCAUUUAAAGGCGAAGAGGAACAAGCAUCAAAACCUCCGGUUGAGCCAGCUUUUGAGCCUCAAAAUUUGCAAUACACUCAACAAGUUUUAGAAUCAUCUGAUCCAUCUACUAGCUUUUUAGACCAAUUAACAGAGAUUCUUGUAGCGUUGCUAGUUGGUGCAAUUGGAAUUUUUAUUUAUAGACGCUGGAGUGCUCAUGCAACUGCAGAACCAGAUUUG
Messenger RNA from Brenthis ino (lesser marbled fritillary), 762 nucleotides. NCBI's taxonomy places the organism in Eukaryota, Metazoa, Arthropoda, Insecta, Lepidoptera, Nymphalidae. The record is from the annotation of a GenBank genome assembly.